CUCAAAUUUGACAAUAAAUGGAGAAAAAUUUCUACAAAAUGGAAAAGGAAAAAGAAAGGAAGGCCAAAACUAUCCGCCCGAUACAUACCAGAACAGUUUUCUAUUGCAUUUGCGUACUGCGGUUCAUUUGUUUUGGAUUUCCAUAGAAUAUCUCUUCGUUUUCUGCGUUUUGAGGGGAAAGAGUAAAUGGCGGCUUCGUCUUCCAGUUUGAAAGGAAAAAGAACCUCUGAAAAUGUGGCUUCUGAUGAUGUUCUUUCAGAAGACGCUGAGAAGCAGUUAUACACACAUCUCAUUCGGACCGGGAAAUCUCUUCUUGAGCUCGCGUAUACCAACGAGGAGCUCUUGCAAGAAUUGGAUAAAUUAGAGAAUCUCUUGUCUAAAGUAAGACAAGGGAUAAAGCAAAACAAGACAAUGAAAAAGGUGCUGCGACCUGCAAAGAAGGCGCUGGUGGGACUCCUGGGACAUGGAGAAUUGGAUGUCAAGAUUUUCGUGACAUCAUGCCUCACUCAGUUAAUGAGAAUAACAGCCCCCAAUGAGCCUUUAGAGGAUGAUUACAUGAAGGAAUAUUUUCAGUUGGCUGUGAUGGCAUGUGGAAAAUUGUCAUGCAUGACUGGUCAUGGCUAUUUGAAGGUUCUAUCAAUGCUUCAGGUGUUUGCAGAUGUGCAUUUAUGUGUGGUGAUGUGGGAUCUGGAGUUAGAUGCACUACUUGUGGAGUUGUUCCAGAAGUUCUUAAAUACCAUACAGUCUAUCCAGCUUCCUGUUGUAAUUAGUAGCAUGGAGAAAAUCAUGAUCAUGGCAAUAAACAGCAGCGAUGAAAUGUCAUUGGAUCUUCUGCUUGUCCUUCUAGCUAGUGUGAAGAAGGAGAAUCUAUGUCUAUCUCCUUUUUCCUUCAAGAUAGGGGAGAGAGUUCUUGAAAAAUGUGCUCCUAAACUCGAGCCAUAUCUCCAAGAAGCAGUGAGUUGCAUGGGCAUUUCUUUUGGCGAUUAUGCUAAUAUAGUUGCAUCUAUAUGCCAGGGUGCAACUCAAAGGGAAAAUAUGGAUGCUGUAAAGCUUCAAGUAGCUGCUGCUAGUCACAGAGAAGUUGGUCAACUCCAAUCGUCUAAAUCACAGGUGAACAAGAGCACAUCUGAUGUAAGGAAUAAACGAAAGUUUGAUGCAAAUUCAACAAAAGCAUUACACCAUUGUGAUCAAAUCAGCAAGCAGAUCGAUGUAGACGAGACAAAGAAAGUAGGUGAGGACGUUCCUGUUGUUAAGAAAAGGGAUGGGAGACACAGUUCUCUGCUAAACUCAGAGGAGGGAUAUGAUCUUUCCUGCCCGCCAGUUCAAAACUCUCAUUCUAGGAAGAGGCGCACAAGGAAAAAGGUUCAGUAGGCCUCAAAUUAAUUCUUCUCAUCCUUCCAGAGGAAACACAAGGGAAAGCUUCCUUGAAGUAUCCACAGAUGGAGGAAGAAUGAUAUUAAACUUGUCUUGGUUUAGUUCAAUUUACCUUACCAAACAAGACAUUAAUGUUCUUGAAUUGUCAAUAUCCAACAUAGUGAGGAUAUAACCACUGUCUUGACCCAUUAGCUUCAUUUUACCACACUUAAUAGUUUUUUCCUCCUUUGAAUGUAAAUUCAUGCUAUUAGCAUUGUUGGAAAUAUUGCAAAGACAAUUUCAUAUAUACUAGUAAAAACUGUAAUUUUGGAUUUGGUCCUGUCUCUCCGGAGGCAAUAGCUUAUCAGAUUUAACCUUGGAUUCCGUGGUAGUUCACAAUCAGAAAUACGAAAAACAAACUUAUAUGUUGCUCAUCGGAAUGUCCAUCCUGUUCAUUGCUAUGCACCUAACAAGCCCUUAUGAGUUCCUUACAAAAACCUGAUGCACUUCCUGAGGAUAAAAAAACAAGGGGUGAACAGUUUUGAAAUUGUU
This is a messenger RNA of Olea europaea var. sylvestris, 1905 nucleotides long. RefSeq names its product sister chromatid cohesion protein pds5-like. Gene Ontology annotation, biological process: DNA repair; mitotic sister chromatid cohesion. The record is from RefSeq and is a predicted model, not a curated record. Bases 187 to 1371 code for a protein of 394 amino acids. Lineage: Eukaryota; Viridiplantae; Streptophyta; Magnoliopsida; Lamiales; Oleaceae. Gene Ontology annotation, cellular component: nucleus; chromatin. The transcript has 9 exons.